AUGUCUAAGCGUACUUUGUCUCCUUCCACCUCCUCCCGUCAAACUCGAGCUUCUACCUUGGCAAUCCUGCCUGACGUCGACCCCGAACUCCUCAUGCGUAAAACGAAAAGAAUGAGAAUUACGUCUGAAGCCGCUUCCUCUCAACCCCCAUUGGUUGAUGCGUCUCGACGAGCUCUCGACACCAUUAAGGAGAAGUAUCAAUCCGGUCCUUCUCGCGAAGCACAAUCGCUCCUUGAUGACCAUGUCAUCGAGCAAUAUUUCGACUUCGAAGGGGGUGCUGGGCCAUCUGCCACUGGUGAGAACCUAUCUCCCGCCAAAUCCGUCGACUCCGAACACCCUACCGUCGUCGAAAAUGAAAAUUCUCCCGGUAAGCAACCCACUGGUCCUCCUUCUGAGGCUUCCGACGAACUUGUGGAGGUUCCCGAAGAACUUGGUGACAUCUUUCACGCCCCUCGCAAGGUUACCGUCAACCAGGAACUGGUUAAGUUGCUCGAGGAUCGAAAAGACUCCGAAAUCGCUACCCUUUGGGCCAGCAUGACCUUCCCCUCUGUUCGUCUCGCGUUGAAGAACGAAGCUCUGGACCGUUUCCGCGAAACCAACGCCAUCAAGCCCACUGUAAAGUGGUUUAAGAAUGCUGUAAGUCUCGAAUUCUUUCAAGUUCUAACUUCGCCGUACUUGGUGUCAGAAGUCCUGAGUUACGUGUAG
Molecule: messenger RNA, 705 nt
Organism: Tremella mesenterica DSM 1558
Lineage: Eukaryota; Fungi; Basidiomycota; Tremellomycetes; Tremellales; Tremellaceae
Exons: 3
Coding region: 1-705 (234 amino acids)
Source: RefSeq, a predicted model, not a curated record